Molecule: messenger RNA, 557 nt
Organism: Nicotiana tabacum (common tobacco)
Lineage: Eukaryota; Viridiplantae; Streptophyta; Magnoliopsida; Solanales; Solanaceae
Source: RefSeq, a predicted model, not a curated record
GGAAGCCCUCCAAAUUACUGCGUUGCAAAUCAGCAGUGGCCUUGUGCUCCUGGUAAAAGCUACUUCGGUCGAGGUCCUAUCCAAAUAUCCUACAACUACAAUUAUGGACCAGCAGGGAGAGCAAUAGGAAGGGAUUUGUUAAACAACCCAGAUUUAGUAGCCAAUGAUCCAGUAGUGUCAUUCAAAACAGCCUUAUGGUUCUGGAUGACACCCCAACAACCAAAGCCAUCAGCCCACGAUGUCAUAACUGGAAGAUGGACUCCAUCCGCAGCUGAUUUGGCCGCGCGCCGCGUCCCCGGCUUUGGUGUAAUCACCAACAUCGUCAAUGGUGGAAUUGAAUGUAACAAAGGUUCAAAUGCACAGAUGCAGAGCAGAAUUGGGUUCUACAGAAGAUACUGUCAGAUUUUGGGAGUUGACCCAGGCAACAACUUGGACUGUGCUAGCCAAAGGCCUUUUGGCCAGUAGGGACCUUAAUCAUUUAUAGUACUUUUGUGUAGCACUUGACACACUAAUAAGGUUUGGUCCAUCUAAAAAUAAUAUGAUCUUCUCUUGCUUAA